GUGUCCUAUGUUUUUUGUUGAUGAAAUAUAUUUAUUUUGUGACUUAAUUUGCCAAAUAAAUUGCAAUUACUUGUUAUUUAGGGUUUUUAAUUGGCGGCUAAGAGGGGUACCGAUUUUGAAUCGCCGUGAAAUUGCUUGUUGAAUUUGAGAAUCAGGUUCUUGGUGGUGUGGUUGCAUGGCAAGUUUUGAGGGUAGGAUUUCGUAUCCGUCGCUUUCAAAGCUAGAAAAGGAGGGUAAUAAUGCGUAUCAAUUUGAUGAUGAUUAUAGUGACUCUGUUUGGACUGUGCCAGUGGACAAAAGUAUUGUGCCAUUAGGCUCAAAGUCGGUGAAAAAAGAUUAUCUUUAUUAGUUUCCGGCUGAGUCCGAUGAUUUUAUUGAUGGAGGAUAUGAUUCGGGUGAUGAUGUCUGUAUGUCAAUGCGGAAUGGCUUGCAACCAGAGGUAAACUUGAAGAAUGUGUUGAGUGGGUUAUUUGCAACCAUAACUGGGCGUAAUAAAGGCUCCCAGAAUGUUUCUUUGAAUCAGCAGUACCAAAGUUCUAAUGUUUCUUUUCUGGGGUCCGGAAAGAAUGGAGAUACCUAUUUGCAGUCCUCUGUUUAUGUACAGAGUGCCCCACCACUUCUGGAGCCAAGUGGGAUAAAUUAUAAUGCAUAUAAAGAGGUGUUGGAAGCUGAGCCUCAGGAGUGGCUUCCAGAUAGUUCUACCACAGUUUGCAUGCAGUGCGGUGCUCCCUUUACUGCAAUUACAUGCGGUGCUGUGCAAGUAGCAAAAUAUGACGUCAUGGAUUGGACGUGUACUCGAGGUUGGUUGAACUUGCCAGUUGGUUUCUCCAUGGAGCAUGAGAUCUACAAAGCAGCCAAUACCUUGAGAAGCUAUUGCCAGGUUGCUAGGUUGAAUCCAGAGAGAUCUAUACCAUUGGCUGUUCUGAAAGGAGCCAAAGGCUUAGCUAUUUUAACUGUUGUUAAAGCUGGAGUUCUUGUUGCAUACAAACUUGGGACUGGUCUUCUUAUUGCUCGAAGGUCAGAUGGAACCUGGUCUGCCCCAUCAGCUAUAUUCUCUGUUGGUUUAGGAUGGGGUGCUCAGAUUGGGGGUGAGCUCAUGGAUUUCAUAAUUGUUCUUCAUGAUUCAAAGGCCGUGAAGACAUUUUGUAGUCGAAUGCAUUUUUCUCUUGGUGCUGGCUGCAGUGCUGCUGCAGGACCUGUGGGGAGAGUGCUCGAAGCUGAUCUUCGGGCAGGGGAUAGAGGCUCUGGCAUGUGUUACACUUAUAGUUGCAGCAAAGGGGUGUUUUGCGGUGUGUCAUUGGAAGGGAACAUUGUUAUAACAAGAAUGGAUACCAACUUACAGUUCUAUGGUGAUCCUUAUCUCACCACUGCUGACAUACUUCUUGGGACCGUGGACAGACCAAAGGCUGCUGAGCCCUUGUAUUUUGCUCUGGAUGACCUCUACUCUAUCCUACAUUGUUAGUUUUAGCACCAUUUGGAUACAGUAUCUUGCUGCAGCUUGUCAAACAACUUGACUACAUGGUACAAUUCUUGCCCUGGAUGAUCAUUGACUCUACGUAUAGUUGCCUUUCGUAUUUAUGUGCAUGUGGAUGAAGGAAUAUUAUUUCAUGACUAACCACUUUUAUUCUUUCCUAUUGUCCAUUUUAUAAGCCAAAUUUCGCAUUGGAUCAAAUAUGGAUGUACAUUUGUCAAAAAAACCAGUCACUUACCAUGUAAAUAUUUCGUACUUUUACUUGUAAAACUCUGUACAGAGAAAUGCUUGAUAAUUCAAAUAUACAUUUA
Messenger RNA from Durio zibethinus, 1782 nucleotides. RefSeq lists its product as uncharacterized. The record is from RefSeq and is a predicted model, not a curated record. Gene Ontology annotation, molecular function: phosphatidylinositol binding. NCBI's taxonomy places the organism in Eukaryota, Viridiplantae, Streptophyta, Magnoliopsida, Malvales, Malvaceae.